AUGAGUUCUCCGGAAUUUUCUAAUAAAAUUGUGAUACCGCCAGCGAUUCGUGUUUCUCCGCUUUUGCGACUUAUGCGUUACUCACUUCUUGGAUUAGGUGCUGUUUGGGGUUGUCUCCGUUAUCGGAUGAUUUGUGAAAAGCAUGCAAUUGUACGUCAGAAGGAACAUGACCAAAAAGUUGCAGAGGCUGCGCGUGAACGAGAAAUUCGUAAGAAAGAAGGCGAAAGAAGCUUAUAUGACAUAUAUCUGAACAUUUUGGAAACUGAUAUUGACGAAGGUGGCUCUCUUUUCGGCAGCGUGCGGGAAUAA
Messenger RNA from Thelazia callipaeda (thelaziosis nematode), 309 nucleotides. Lineage: Eukaryota; Metazoa; Nematoda; Chromadorea; Rhabditida; Thelaziidae. The record is from the annotation of a GenBank genome assembly.